AUGCAGUCAUGGACUUUUUGGAUUUUGUGGCUUGUAACAGCCAAUAUAAGCGCUGGUUCACCCAUAACGUUUGAGCUGAAAAAGGGUCAGAAAGAAUGUUUCUACACUCUAACGACGGACAUCGAUUGCACAAUUUCUUAUUACUUCGCCGUCCAGCAAGCAUCGUCCAGUGACUUGAAUGUCGACUAUGAAAUCUUUGGUCCAGGUGAUAAAUACUCCCCAUUAUUUCAGAGAAGAGGCGAACGUCAGGGAGAAUGGUCAUUUCUGGGGGAACACAAGGGUGAAUACAAGUUCUGCUUUGAUGGACGCAAUGACGAUAGCAAAAUUAUCGACCUCCAAAUUAAGAGCGUUUGCAAUCGGGAAGAUGAUUAUCGCAGUAGCAAACGUAAGGCAAGAAAGGAGCGAAGGAAUUUGUGGAAGUCAGAUAAGGAUCCAUUAAAGGCAUCCUUGGAAAAUUCAGUAGAUCAAAUCGAAAGACGUCUGUACCAGCUUGAGAAUACCAUGGAUUACUAUAAGAAAAGGAACAUACGAAACAACUAUACAGUGCGCUCCACUGAUCGAAGAAUUGUAACCUUUUCUCUUUAUGGUAUUAUAUUGCUAGCACUGAUGAGUUUGGGCCAAGUGAUUGUGCUUCAAUGGUUUUUCCAAAAAGCCAGAGAUCAAGUUGUUUAG
This is a messenger RNA of Zygotorulaspora mrakii, 672 nucleotides long. RefSeq names its product Erp3p (gene ERP3). Gene Ontology annotation, biological process: intracellular protein transport; protein retention in ER lumen; Golgi organization. Bases 1 to 672 code for a protein of 223 amino acids. The record is from RefSeq and is a predicted model, not a curated record. Gene Ontology annotation, cellular component: endoplasmic reticulum-Golgi intermediate compartment; Golgi apparatus; COPII-coated ER to Golgi transport vesicle. NCBI's taxonomy places the organism in Eukaryota, Fungi, Ascomycota, Saccharomycetes, Saccharomycetales, Saccharomycetaceae. The transcript has a single exon.